Molecule: messenger RNA, 1582 nt
Organism: Sardina pilchardus (European sardine)
Lineage: Eukaryota; Metazoa; Chordata; Actinopteri; Clupeiformes; Clupeidae
Gene: comta
Product: catechol-O-methyltransferase a
Exons: 6
Coding region: 130-924 (264 amino acids)
Biological process (GO): developmental process; catecholamine catabolic process; dopamine metabolic process
Molecular function (GO): magnesium ion binding; catechol O-methyltransferase activity
Source: RefSeq, a predicted model, not a curated record
AGGGAGGAGACGGAGGUGAAGACUAAAUGCUCUCGUGUGCAGAGAGUCUCUGAGAAGGAGGCAACGAAGGAGAGAAGGGGGAGAAAAGAAUCAUCUGUGAACGCGUGGAGACAGCUGCAGUAUAGGAACAUGCUGCUGGGUGUCCUGUCGGCGUGUGUGGUGGGAGCAGCUGUCCUCUACAGCCUCUUCUUCUGGCUCAUCCCCGCAGCUGUGCAAUACAACGCCUGGGCCGCACUCCUGUGGCAUGAUGUCAUCGUUGAGCGCUUCCUGGACCUCGUCACAGGUUCCACGCGACCUCAGCGGCUCCUUAAAGCAGUGCAGAAGAAUGCCACCAAAGGGGACCCUCAGAGCGUCAUCUCCACCAUCGAUCACUUCUGCCGGCGCUGCGAGUGGGCCAUGAACGUGGGAGACGAGAAAGGGACCAUCUUGGAUUCUGUGGUGUGUGAGGUCAGUCCUGGCUCAACUCUAGAGCUUGGCACCUACUGUGGGUACUCCACAGUGCGAAUUGCCCGUUUACUGGCGCCUGGGACCAAACUCAUCACUCUGGAGUUUAACCCAGACUAUGCAAAAGUGGCCCGCCAGGUCAUUGAGUUCGCUGGGCUACAGGAGAAGGUUCUGUUGGUAGAAGGUCCUUCAGGAGACAUCAUUCCCAAAAUGAAGGAGCAAUUUGGAAUAACAACUUUUGACUUGGUUUUCCUGGACCACUGGAAAGACCGGUAUCUUCCCGACACCAAAUUACUUGAGGAAUGUGGACUGCUACAAAAGGGUUCUGUCCUGCUGGCAGACAACGUUAUCUGUCCGGGAACCCCAGACUACCUUGCCUAUGUUCGGAGUAGCCCUAAAUAUGACAGCAAAUACUUCAAAUCCCACCUUGAGUAUACUAAAGUAGAAGAUGGCUUGGAGAAAUCGGUUUACUUGGGUUAAGACUGAGGGAUCAGUUGUGAUUAUCCAGAGGAGCAUAGUCACAAAACAAAAUAACCUUUAAAGGUGCUGUCCACAAUUGAGGUACCAUGCACUGUAUAUAGCGGUUUGGGCCAAGCAGCCAUACAAUGUUUUACUGCCCAGUCUGUGCUUCAAGAGCACAGACAUGAAGGGUGUACAUUUGAUUGUUGACGUUUGAGGAGAACAGCCAAUCCUCUACUAGAUUCCCUGACUCACCUUUACUGGGACAAUCUAAUUCAUAGAUGUUUUGCCCUCAACACUUGUCUUAAUGAAUGGAAUACAGACUCCCACAGUCUCCCUGUAAAACCAUGUUGCAUUGCAGGUGUGUGGUGAAAAUUAGUGAGUGCUUUUUAAACAUGAACUAGGACAGAAUGUCAGACAUGUUUACAUUUUAAGUGUUAUCACCAGUUGGCUUCUUAAAUGACUGUUGCAUUUGUACAUUUGCCUAGUCAUAGUUUUCAGUCAUUUUUCUGUCCUUUUCCUGUCCAGGACAAAAAAUAAAUGUGAGGUACACUAUCCUUUUCAACUGAAUCCCUUUACCCUUUGUGAAUGAAAAGAAAAGUAUCUCUCGUGCACAAUAGAUUUGUAUGCCAUAUCCUUUCAUUUUUUAUGGGAAAAUAAACAUCAAGUUUCAUGUCAA